AUGGAAGCAAAACGCCGUUGGUCGGCUCCAUCCGUCGAGUUCGUCGUCAUCGAUGUUCGCUCCGACCCGUUUGUCCUCGUAUCGCCAGUUCAUCCGUCCGUUAGGUCGGCUGUCAAGUUGAGGCAACAGAAGCAGAGUACGCCGGCUGAGUGCGGAGCGGAGCGCGGAGUACGACGGCGCCUGGCGGAUGGUGGCGAUCUCUUAUCCUUGACCGCGUUUGUCAGCGAGUCGAUAUUUCGCGUUUCACGCAUUCCACAACUGUUCCCGUUCCUCGCCAGAGGGGAGGGGGGCCGCGGGGGCGAACGACCGUGA
Molecule: messenger RNA, 312 nt
Organism: Soboliphyme baturini
Lineage: Eukaryota; Metazoa; Nematoda; Enoplea; Dioctophymatida; Soboliphymatidae
Source: the annotation of a GenBank genome assembly